Molecule: messenger RNA, 825 nt
Organism: Quercus lobata
Lineage: Eukaryota; Viridiplantae; Streptophyta; Magnoliopsida; Fagales; Fagaceae
Exons: 2
Coding region: 1-825 (274 amino acids)
Source: RefSeq, a predicted model, not a curated record
AUGACGGAUGUUCUCUACAGGGCUACCAAGUACAUGAAUGUAGAGGAUGCACUGGAGGAUGCACUGCUAGCCCGCGAGGAAAAGCCUAAGAAGAGGGAGAGGCAGGAGGACACGCGACAAGAUAGAGGGAGAAAGGUCGCUAGAACCGGGGAUCAACGAGAUGAAAAGCGCCCUAGACCCCCAACUGGAAGAUUCACCAAUUUCACCCCAUUAACCGCCCUAAUUGAUCAAGUAUUGAUGCAAAUCAAAGAUGAAAGAGCAUUGACUUUCCCUGGAAAGUUGAAGGGAGACCCCAACAAAAGACCAAGAAACAAGAAGGGGAAGCUACAGAGGUUCGUCAGCAGGGAAAGAACUGAUACACCAGAGGAACAGGCCCCACGACGGGAGAACGAGCGCCCUAGACCACCUAUAGGGGACAUAAGAAUGAUCGUAAAGGGCACAGCCGCAGCCGGAUCUUCCAAGAAAGCCCGCAAAAUCUACCUCAGGAUGGUCCAUAGCGUCCAAAUCACAGAAUCCGUACCAAAGAUGCCACAAAUAAAUAAACCCGUCAUAAAAUUUUCAGAGGAUGACGCUCGGAGACUUCACCAUCCUCAUGACGAUGCACUUGUGGUCAGCUUACAGAUAGGGGAUUAUAACAUGCAUCGGUUCCUCGUCGACAACGGCAGUUCAACAGACAUCCUGUACUAUCCAGCAUUCCAGCAAAUAAGGAUCGACAGGGAAUGGUUGACCCCCACGAAUGCCCCGCUCGUGGGAUUUGGGGGAAUGAAGGUAUUCCCUUUAGGCGCAAUAACACUAGUUGUUACGGCGGGUGACUGUCCUCAAUAG